AUGCCAAGAAACCCUAAUGACCGGGUUCAAGUGGCGAAGGAUCUAGAGAGAGGCGAGGCGGAGGUUGAGUUAUCUUGCGACCCGAAGAAGCCCCUUGUUGCCAUGGCUUUUAAGAUUCAGAUGAAGCCCGAGAAGUACAACAAGCAACAGCAGGAGAUAUUGUUGCUGUUGGGGGCCUUCUAUGUCAUUCGGGUUGGCAACGAAAUCCCCCCCAAUUUUAUUGGCUCCAUAGAACGCGGAUUCCUCGAGGCAGCACAGCGGGGGCCCCUCAUGGGGGCCCCCCUUGUUAAUACCCGGUUCGUGUUGCAGGGGGGCAAGGCCCACGACGUAGACUCAAGUGACCUUGCAUUCCGCCUGGCAGCAGCGGGGGCCCUGCGUACGUUUGCUGCUGAGAGUUUACCUGUGGUGCUGGAGCCGCUGAUGGUGGUGGAGCAACAGCAGCAGCUGCAGCAACAGCAGCAGCUGCAGCAACAGCAACAGCUGCAGCAACAGCAGCAGCAGCAGCUGCAGCAACAGCAACAGCUGCAGCAACAGCAGCAGCAGAAGCAACAGCAGCAGCUGCAGCAACGGGAUUUUGCGAUUUGUCUUUUCAUAGAAAUAAUGACAAGAGGGCAAUAG
Eimeria mitis is the source of this 618-nucleotide messenger RNA. RefSeq lists its product as uncharacterized. Gene Ontology annotation, molecular function: GTPase activity; translation elongation factor activity; GTP binding. The record is from RefSeq and is a predicted model, not a curated record. Gene Ontology annotation, biological process: mitochondrial translational elongation. Gene Ontology annotation, cellular component: mitochondrion. The coding region runs from base 1 to 618 and encodes 205 amino acids. Lineage: Eukaryota; Apicomplexa; Conoidasida; Eucoccidiorida; Eimeriidae. The transcript is spliced from 6 exons.